AUCAUGCCCUCACGCUCAUGGACCGAUCAAUCCAAGAGCCCUGUCUCGGAAUUGAAACUCUGCAAGGUAGGGGAGCGUACAAGGUCAUGUGGCAUAGAUGGUGCUGUGAUUUUGACCUUCACUAUCAAGAGUGACUGCUGUUGGACAUUGAAUGUACAUGGGAAGUGUGUUACUCCUUCAAACUGUUCAGCAAUUAAGCACUUUUCUCAGUCCGUGACCGUUGAUAAUGUUAACGAAAUGUUGUGCUGCCUGGACAAGCUGAAAGUGUGCCCAGCUCAUCCUGAGGAACGCUUUGUACGAAUGGCUAAAGAUAAGAAAGGAUUCAGAGAUGGUAAGGUAUCAGCAGUACUUGAUGAUAGCGCUGAUGUAAAUCUCAACGGGGAAAAGCAUUGUUGUACUGUACGCACAAAAUCAUGUGAAAUGUUGGUACCGAGUGGAAAAUGUUCAAGAUGUGUCUCGUAUCGUGCUUCUCUCCGAACAAUGUAUUCUCAUUGGGAAAAGUCUGUUCUGUCAAGCCCAACUAAACACACAACUAGUAGCAGUCGCACCAACGUUAGAUAUUUAUCAACACCACUAGGAAGAAAACGUUACCAUUCACUGCGAGCUCGAAUUACUUCCACAGAGCGCAAACUUGAGAGACUAGUACAUAAAAUAGAGGCUUCCAACAAAAGUAAAGGAGUUGUGGUUGAUGAUGACCUACACCAAGAUCUGUCAACAAUUGUUGAAGAACAAACUCCUUCAAUACACAAACUGUAUCCCGAAGGAUCAUACAAGCGUUUGUUUUGGGAGCAGCAGAGAGAAUUAGUUUUAAAACAAAAUUCAAAACAAAUGCGGUGGCACCCAACAUUCAUAAAAUGGUGCUUGAAUAUCAAACUUCAUUCCUCUGCUGCUUAUGAAGCCAUUCGUGACUCCGGAUUUAUAUCUCUACCUUCUAAUCGAACCCUGAGGGAUUACACACACCACAUUAAGAGUUCAACUGGAUUCUUGCCUGAAGUCACUGAGCAACUCAUCAACAGAGAAAUUAAAGUAGAUUCGCUCAAACUGUACGAGAAACAUGUGUCCUUGUGUUGGGAUGAAAUGCGUAUUAAAGAAAACCUUGUGUACGAUAAACAUGGCGUUUGA
Molecule: messenger RNA, 1122 nt
Organism: Halichondria panicea
Lineage: Eukaryota; Metazoa; Porifera; Demospongiae; Suberitida; Halichondriidae
Exons: 1
Coding region: 4-1122 (372 amino acids)
Source: RefSeq, a predicted model, not a curated record